GACUGUAAGGUGGAUAGAAAGCUGGCUAGAUCGUCGGGCUCAACGGGUAGUGAUCAAUGGCUCCAUGUCCAGUUGGCAGCCGGUUUCAAGCGGAGUGCCCCAAGGGUCGGUCCUGGGGCUGGUUUUGUUUAAUAUCUUUAUUAAUGAUCUGGAGGAUGGUGUGGACUGCACUCUCAGCAAGUUUGCAGAUGACAUUAAACUAGGAGGCGUGGUAGAUACACUAGAGGGUAGGGAUCGGAUACAGAGGGACCUAGACAAAUUAGAGGAUUGGGCCGAAAAAAACCUGAUGAGGUUCAACAAGGACAAGUGCAGAGUCCUGCACUUAGGACGGAAGAAUCCCAUGCACUGCUACAGACUAGGGACCGAAUGGCUAGGUAGCAGUUCUGCAGAAAAGGAACUAGGGGUCACAGUGGACGAGAAGCUGGAUAUGAGUCAACAGUGUGCUCUUGUUGCCAAGAAGGCUAACGGCCUUUUGGGCUGUAUAAGUAGAGGCAUUGCCAGCAGAUCGAGGAACGUGAUCGUUCCCCUUUAUUCGACAUUGGUGAGGCCUCAUCUGGAAUACUGUGCCAGUUUUGGGCCCCACACUACAAGAAGGAUGUGGAAAAAUUGGAAAGAGUCCAGUGGAGGGCAACAAAAAUGAUUAGGGGUCUGGAGCGCAUGACUUAUGAGGAGAGGCUGAGGGAACUGGGAUUGUUUAGUCUCCAGAAGAGAAGAAUGAGGGGGGAUUUGAUAGCAGCCUUCAACUACCUGAAGGGGGGUUCCAAAGAGGAUGGAGCUUGGCUGUUCUCAGUGGUGGCAGACGACAGAACAAGGAGCAAUGGUCUCAAGUUGCAGUGGGGGAGGUCCAAGUUGGAUAUCAGGAAAAACUAGUCCACUAGGAGGGUGGUGAAACACUGGAAUGCGUUACCUAGGGAGGUGGUGGAGUCUCCUUCCUUGGAGGUUUUUAAGGCCCGGCUUGACAAAGCCCUGGCUGGGAUGAUUUAGCUGGGAAUUGGUCCUGCUUUGAGCAGGGGGUUGGACUAGAUGACCUCUUGAGGUCCCUUCCAACUCUGAUAUUCUAUGAUUCUAUGAUUCUAUGAAGGCCAUGUGGCAGCCCUGCAAAUGACUUGAAUGGGGACAGGGGCUAAAAAGGCAGCCAACUAGGUCUGCGCCCUAGUUGAGUGCACCCUCACAAUUGGCAGUGAGGGAUUCCUGCCAGGUCAUAACAGGUAUGGAUGAACGAGGUGAUCCAGUUGGAGAGCCGCUGAGUGGAGAUUGGCUGACCCUUCAUGCACUCGGCCGAGGAGAUGAACAGCUACAAGGACUUCCUGAAUGCCUUAGUGCACUCCAGGUAAAAAGCCAGAGCCUGUCUCAAAUCCAGCGUGUGGAGGCGUCGCUCCUCACUGGACCCAUGGGGCUUGGGGCAGAGAACUGGCAGGAAAAUGUCCUGACCCAUGUGGUAGGCAGAGUCCACCUUCGGGAGGAACAAAGGAUGUGGGCGGAGCUGGACCUUAUCCUUAUGGACCACCAUGUAUGGGGGCUCAGAGGUCAGGGCCCUGAGAGCAAUCUAAACUCGGAUGCACUGGCCAGGUAGACAGCUGACGUGAUCACCACCACGAGAGAUGCGACCAGAAGCACAUAGCUAGUGGCUCAAACAGGGGGCCUGUGAAGCGGGCCAAUACCAGGUUCAGGUCCGACUGGGGGACUAACACACAGGAAGAGAUGAUUGAAUCCCUUAAGGAAUAGGCCAGUCAUAGCAUGGGAGAAUACCAUGUGGCCCCCCGCACCAGCAGAUGGAAAGCAGAUAUGGCCUCCAAGUGCACCUUAAUGGACGAGGGUGCCAGGCCCUGGGCCCUAAGGUGAAGGAGGUAGUCCAAAAUUAGCUGUAUUGGGGCAGCCAUGGGGGAAACAUCCUGCUCAUCCGCCCAUCGGAAAAACUGAGACCACUUUGCCAAGUAGGCUCAGCACAUGAAAGGUCGCCUGCUUUCCAAGAGGAUGUGCUGAACCCCUUCCUAGCAUGUCCUUUCCUCCAAGCCUAACUGCCUGCUCCCCUAUGGGUACUGCUAAGGAAAAAGCUUUCGACUCCGAUGCAGCACGCACACCUACUGUGGAAUACAAAUGAGCAAUCAUUCAAAGAAGAAAUACCAGUGUUCAGGCUUCUGCGUGUGGGGCCUGACCCCUGACCACUAGGGGCUUGUUGGUGUCACUAGGCAUAACCCUAGGUAACUCGGGAGGGUGGAAGGCCACUAAGGCCUGGUCUACACUACGACUUUAAUUCGGAUUUAUCAGCUUUAAUUCGAAUUUACCCUGCAACCGUCCACACAACGACACUAUUUAUUUCGAUAUAAAGGGCCCUUUAAAUCGAUUUCUGUACUCCACCCCGACGAGCGGAGUAGCGCCAAAAUCGAUUUUAACAUUUCAAAUUAGGGAUAGUGUGGCCGCAAUUCGAUGGUAUUGGCCUCCGGGAGCUAUCCCACAGUGCAUCAUUGUGACCGCUCUGGACAGCAAUCUAAACUCGGAUGCACUGGCCAGGUAGACAGGAAAAGCCCCGCAAACAUUUGAAUUUCAUUUCCUGUUUGCCCAGCGUGGAGAGCACAGGUGACCACAGAUAGCUCAUCAGCACAGGUAACCAUGCAGGCCGAUAAUCGAAAAAGAGCACUAGCAUGGACCAUACGGGAGGUACUGGAUCUGAUCGCUAUAUGGGGAGAGGAUUCAGUGCUUGCAGAACUUCGUUCUAAAAGACGAAAUGCCAAAACUUUUGAAAAAAUCUCCAAGGGCAUGAUGGAGAGAGGCCACAAUAGGGACUCAGAUCAGUGCCGCGUGAAAGUCAAGGAGCUCAGACAAGCCUAUCAAAAAACAAAGGAGGCAAACGGUCGCUCCGGGUCAGAGCCGCGGACAUGCUGCUUCUACGCCGAGCUGCAUGCAAUUCUAGGGGGGGCUGCCACCGCUACCCCACCUGUGAUCGUGGAUUCUGGGUCGGGGAUAGUCUCAUCAGCUACACCUGAGGAUUCUGCCGAUGGGGGAGAGGAGGAGGAGGAGGAUGAGCUUGCAGAGAGCACACAGCACUCCGUUCUCCCCAACAGCCAGGAUUUUUUUCUCACCCUGACUGAAGUACCCUCCCAACCCUCCCAAGCCAGUAUCCAAGACCCUGACCCCAUGGAAGGGACCUCAGCAGCUGCAAAUUCCUCAAGCCUCCCUCCUCCAUCCCGAAGGCUAUCACAGAUAAGGCGUCGUAAAAAGAAAACGCGAAACGAGAUGUUUUCAGAAAUUAUGGAAUCCAGCCGCAGUGACAGAGCUCAUCUGAAUGAGUGGAAGGAAACGGUUGCAAAGUAUAGGAAAGAAGCCAUUGAACGUGAGGACAGGAGGGACCAACGUGAGGACAGGAGGGACCAACGUGAGGAGAGGAGAGACGCUCGAGAUGAGAGGUGGCGGCAGGAAGAUCAGAGGAGGCAGGAUGCAACGCUGGGGCUGCUGCGUGAGCAAACAGACAUGCUUCGGCGUCUGGUGGAGCUUCAGGAACGGCUGCAGGAAAACAGACUGCCGCUACAGCCCCUGUACCCCCCUCCCCCCUCCCCAUGUUCCGUAUCCUCCUCACCCAGACGUGUAAGAACGCGGGGAGGGGAGGCUCCGUACACCUUCCCAUUCCACCCCAGUAGACAGCCCAAGCAAAAGGCUGUCAUUUUUUUAACCUUUUUUUAGUGGCCUUUUCCUUCCCACCGAUCCUCCUCCCAAAUCCCACCCGGGUUCCCUCCCUCUUUUUCUAAUCUAUUAAUAAAGAAUAAAUGAUUUUUAAAUGA
Malaclemys terrapin pileata is the source of this 3776-nucleotide messenger RNA. RefSeq names its product E3 ubiquitin-protein ligase TRIM23-like. Lineage: Eukaryota; Metazoa; Chordata; Testudines; Emydidae. Gene Ontology annotation, molecular function: ubiquitin protein ligase activity. The record is from RefSeq and is a predicted model, not a curated record. Bases 2611 to 3678 code for a protein of 355 amino acids. Gene Ontology annotation, biological process: protein ubiquitination. The transcript has 2 exons.